CAAGCUUGCUCAUGUGUACCUGUUUGCUGAGCUGUUAUGGCGAGAUAGAGGGAUUGGAGGAGGGCAGGAUGGGUACGGUUUCUCUUUAUGACUUGUGCAUGGACUUUGGUUUGGACACCAUCUUGUACUGGGGCUCCUUCCCUCAUUCCCAUGGAUGGUGGUGAAGAAAAAGUGUCAUCUAAUAACAGUGAGACUCAGUGAAUCUGUACAGUAAAGAGUGUUAAUGUUCCACUUGAUACGCUAGACUCUAGAGUACAUCAUGCAUAGAGUACUCUGUGGGCACAGAGCUGACCUUCAACUGCUUGUAGAAGCCGCUAUAGUGAAACCAAAGCAUCCAGGAUUCCAAGCGGCCAUCUUGGCCUCACUAACUAGCUGCAUUGUCAUCCUUGUCUUGUCACUGUCCUUCAUCAUUUGAUAUCUGCAGGUGCAGAAAGAAAGCUUGAGCAGGUACAAACACCUGAACACGCAGGAAAGGUUGGGAGAUAAAUAGUGUAUUUUGUAUAGGAUGAUUUUUUGUUCAAAACAUCUGCCUCAGGACCUGGAGAACGGACUUGAUGGCUAUGAGACGUAUGGAUAUCAGAGGUGAGAAGUGUCUCCACAUUCAUGAAUAGAGUCAUACAAAGUGUGUGUGUGUGUGUGUGUGUGUGUGUGUGUGAGAGAGAGAGAGAGAGAGGGGGGGGGGGGUCAGGAGAGCCUGAUGAAUGACCCCCUCCCUGGGUUGCACCACACAGAGAGCCAGCGGUAUCUUCUGCACAGAGUGCCCACUGUGACAGCUCCCAGUUUGCCAUCCAGCACCAGCAUACCUGUAAACCUCCAUGUUUCCAUCCCUUAACACUGAUAGACACCGUACCUGCUCAGCCUGUGCUUCCCACCUUCCACAAAUUUAGCACCACAUCACAGCCCGGAACUCUUCAUAAAAGGGGUUCCUUGGGGUUCUAUAUAGAGCUCUGGGGUUUUUAUACUGGAGAAUCUCAUGUCAUCUCAGCACCAAGAUCUGAUGGAGGUGGUGGACCAGUUCACCGAUGUUUUCGCAUUGACCCCCGGACUAACACACCCGGUCCAUUACAAGAUCAAACUAAGUUCGGACAGAUUUCAGUCUUCAUCAACUAGACCCAGUGACAUCAGUGAGUUCCUCAGGAUGCUGAUUGUAUAGUUGGUGGACUGUUUCUGAGUCCAGCAGUGACACAAAGGAGAAAAUAAUCCCAGGAAAGCUAUCUACUGAUGUAUCUACUCAUACAAGCACAACACACAUGGUGUCAUGAUAGGUCAGGGUUAAGUUCUCUUAAGAUCUUUUUCAUUGUUUUUAAGGAAAUUUCCUCUGCUUGCUUUUAUUUUUAAACCACACCUGUUUUAUUUUAACCUGACAUUUUGACAGUUUACUUUUUUAACAUGCCUUUUUAUUAUGUGAGCCUAUUAGGUUUAAAUUACUGGUGGCAUCUAAAAUAUUUUCCACACAUUUUCAAGUUCUGGAAGUUACAUCCACUAGAUGGCGCCAUUGUUCUUGCAGUCCUAAUGAACGCACCUGUUAUUUAGAAACAUAUAUAAUAAUAUUUCAGCUGUUCUACUGUGUACAAAAAUACCAAUGUGUAACUCAGUAAGAUAUUUUUAUUGAACUUUGUACACCAUGCAGAAGUGCGUUUUCAUAUGUUCGCUUAUUUCAGAUUAUAUUUCUGUGUGUGUGUAUGAGUGUGUAUAAGUGUGUGUGCAUGUGUAUGAGUGUGUGUGUAUGAGUGUGUGCGCGCGCGCAUCCCUGAGUUUGGAGACACGUUCCUUAGGGACUUUAUUCAGUGUGUGUCUCUCGCAGUGCACUCAGUGCUGUACUUAAUGUACUGUGUGUGUGUAAAACACUCGGUACACGAGCUGAGCUGUGUGGCAGUAGAUGAUGGUAAGGUGUAGCUCUCUCAGGUGGACUCCAUGGACACAUUUUUCUGUCGGCGCAACAGCAAACUGGAGACGUUUCUUAAGCGGAAUGCUCCCCGGGACGUGCACGAGCGGCUUCGGUACUACGAGGCGUGUGUCGUGGUUACAGAGGAGAUCGACAAGGUGUUCAUGCAUGUUGUGCUCACUGACGACUCCAUUUACCUGACUGAGUAUCAUCCCAGAACUCUCCUCAGGGUGCUCAGCUUCAGCCUCAUUCUGCACAUGGAGCUGAUCAAUGAUCUACCAGACUUCCUCAGUGGCAAAGACCAAGAGCAGUCACUUCAUAUUCAUGUUGUGCAUACACAUGCUAAGGGUGUUGGGAAUCGUGGCUCAAGAGACCGACCCAAGCCUCAGUCUGCUGUCACACCUGGUCAACAAUAUAACUACAGACUCAGCCGCUUUGCACAGGGAGCCAGCAGGUUUCAGCAGAGUUCUGACUUGAGAUCAUCUCCAUCAUCCAUCAGCGAUGAUGGAGAUGUACACGCAGGCAUCAGACAGGCUACAAGCUCCGUCCUGACCAGACUGAGACGAAGAGCAGCAAGGGGAAAAGGGAAGAAAACAGAGGAGGAAGAAAAGAAGGAAGCCGAGCUACAUCUGUAUGCUGUCAUGCCCAUGUCACAGAUAUAUUUUCACCUGCAAAGAUCCUGGAAGAGUUAUAUCAUGAAAUCCACACUGAGGCUGAGUCCAUGCAUCGUUUCGUCUUCUCCUUCAUCCAAGAAACGCAGAUCCACAAUGAGCUGGGAACGGACGUGUCAGCUGUUCCGCCAGCUGAGUGGGGAGCUGUUACAGACCCAGCUCAGCUUGGAAAGGUUGUACCUGCUGCUUCAGGAGCUCUGUACUGCCACGCGUCACAACCCCGCCGUCAAAACACUCUUCUGGAGGUCACCUGAGCUCUAUCCCUUCCUGGUGAAGACGCUGACUGAAAGCUCGCAGCUCUCUCAGGACAGACUGCACCCAGCUGACAGGCUAUUGCUUUCCAUGUUAGCGCUUCAGACCAUAAGCCUGAUGUUUGGUGAGACAGAGAAAGGACCUUCAUGCUUAAGCACACUAACAUCCAAGCACGGAAGUGUAACAGCAGCCUUGCUCUUGGCUUUGGUGCGUGAUCCAGAAUUAAAGCCCAACAAUUGCAAUUCUGCAUCUCACACAGAGCUACAGGUCUUACAAGCCGAGUAUCUGGACGCAGCGGCUGUUCUGCUGUUUGAGGUGGUGAUAUUUUGCCAGGAAUUGAGUGGGACCCCGAACACAGGACACUUUCUGACUGUGGCUUGGGUUUUUCAAACUCUAGAAGCUCAUCCUUACUUUCUCCUAUUUAUGGCUUAUCAAGCCCAGAGCGUGGUCCUGGCACUGUUGUCCUGUUCGUCCGAGUCUCCCUUGAGCCCGUCGCAGGCCGUCCUCCUGUUCCAGCGGUGUCACCUGCUCCUCACCUGCAUGCAGCACAGCACCUGUGUGAACAGCUACAUCAUCACAGAGCUCAGAGAAGAGUUCAGGUAUUAUGUGAGACAGUCACGGUUGGAGGACAAGCUUCCCCCUCACUAUCCGAUAAGCAGACCAGCACGUCAUGUCCUCUCUCAGCUGCUCUGCCUGGUGCUGCACAAGCCCUGAACCCUCAGUCCAGUUAAUCAUGAGGACAUCCACAGACUCACAGUUCUACAAAUCAAAAGCAGCCACAUAAUGAAAUGAAGGCUGUGUUUUAUACAGGAUGUGUUUAAGAAACUAUGGAAUUAUUCACUUUUAUUUAUUUGUCUCUGAGUCUUGAAAUUUUAUAUUCAUUAAAGUAUUUGUUUCAUAUUUUGCAUGACUGACUAAAGACUUAUUAAAGAAUCCAUUGGUUUUUGUUUAUAGUGUAUGAGAAAUAAAACCAGUGAUACCUUACAGAUAUCUUCUAUCAUACUAUCUAAUAUGAAGAUCAACUCCAG
Molecule: messenger RNA, 3836 nt
Organism: Tachysurus fulvidraco (yellow catfish)
Lineage: Eukaryota; Metazoa; Chordata; Actinopteri; Siluriformes; Bagridae
Gene: c19h12orf56
Product: chromosome 19 C12orf56 homolog
Exons: 17
Coding region: 1915-3522 (535 amino acids)
Source: RefSeq, a predicted model, not a curated record